Phaeoacremonium minimum UCRPA7 is the source of this 777-nucleotide messenger RNA. Its product is annotated as putative 20s cyclosome subunit (nuc2 cdc27) protein. Lineage: Eukaryota; Fungi; Ascomycota; Sordariomycetes; Togniniales; Togniniaceae. The transcript has 2 exons. Gene Ontology annotation, biological process: cell division. Bases 1 to 777 code for a protein of 258 amino acids. Gene Ontology annotation, molecular function: protein binding. The record is from RefSeq and is a predicted model, not a curated record.
AUGGAAGUGUAUUCGACAAUCCUAUGGUUCCUCAAAAGAGAAACCGACCUCUCCUUCCUUGCCCAUGAUCUAGUGGACUCGGCAUGGCAUUCACCACAGGCGUGGUGUGCUCUUGGAAAUGCAUGGUCCCUGGCUCUCGAUCACGAGCAAGCUUUGCGCUGCUUCAAGCGCGCGACUCAGCUUGAUUCGAAGUUUGCCUACGCCUUCACACUUCAAGGGCACGAACACGUCUUGAACGAAGAAUACGACAAGGCACUCACAGCCUACAGGCAGGCUAUUGCAGCUGACCGACGGCACUACAAUGCUUAUUACGGCAUCGGUAAGGUUUACGAAAAAUUAGGGAACUAUGAUAAGGCUUAUACACACUAUCACUCAGCCUCUGUCAUCCAUCCGACCAAUGCUGUUCUCAUCUGCUGCAUUGGCACCGUGCUUGAGAAACAAAAGCAAAUCGUCCAAGCACUGCAGUACUUCAGCAAGGCCACGGAUCUAGCCCCUCGAGCCGCCCAAACCCGGUUCAAGAAAGCCCGUGCACUCCUUGCCAUUGGGCAGUUGCAGGCUGCACAGAAAGAAUUAAUGAUUCUGAAAGACCUUGCGCCGGAUGAAGCUCGUGUGCACUUCCUCCUCGGGAAGCUAUACAAGACUCUCAAUGACAAGAGCCAAGCUGUUCGUCAUUUCACGCAGGCCUUGAGUCUAGAUCCCAAGGCGAGCCAACAAAUCAAAGAGGCGAUUGAGAGUCUGGAAGAGGACGACGGCUUCGAUGAUUCGAUGAUUCAAUAA